AACGUCACACAAGUGACACAAGACAUUCACCAUAACAAGUCAAUGUCAAAUGAAAAUUGUAAUGAAUUACAAAUUUUAUUGAAUUUUUCAAUUUCUACUAUUGAAAUUAUCAAGCACUAAUAGCCAAGCAAUAUUGUUAAGUUUGGAAGUCAGAUAUGACUAUUUUGCCUACCAAAAGAUCAUCAGCAAAUGUUGAGGAAAAUAAGGACAACAAUCAAACUAAUGGUACUAAUGAUAGGAAUGUAAGAAGGAGGGAAGAUCUUAAUGCAAUUCAAAUUAAUAGCUUAGCAGAAACAAAUUCUACUUCGAGAAGAUCACCUUUCACGUUUGGGAGCAAUUCAUCAGAAAGGAAAGAUAGGUUACGUAAAAGAUUUAAGGAAUCUGAUCGUGUGAGAGACAGGGAGAGAGAGCGUGAACAGAAGAGGGAGGUUCGAAGAGAGCAAAAAAGGGAGAGAAUAGCUAAAAGGGAUGUAGGAUCUGAACCUCUCCACGACAAUUCCACUAGUUCCAACCAAGUGGAUGCCGGUGUUGUUGAGCCGACCAAAAAUGAGAACGCACUCAUUAUCAAGGAGGAUUGCACUGGAUUCAACAGCGAGGACGAAUAUGAUGAUCGACUUUUCAAUCAACAAUCUAGUAUUAGCAGUGAAGAAUGGCAAAAGAGGGAUGAUUAUUUCAAGAGGUGUAUGUCCAGUUUGGGCUUUGAGAUAAAGCAAAUGAAUGAAGAUGGGGCAUGCCUUUUUCGUUCUAUCGCUGAUCAAGUAUAUGGAGAUCAAGAGUGCCAUUUACAAGUUCGUCAAGAUUGUAUGAACUAUAUUGUAAAAAACAGAGAUUAUUUUGAACCUUACAUAACCGAAGAUUUUGAUAAAUAUAUUGCACGUAAGAAACAUUGGAAUGUCCAUGGUAAUCAUUUGGAAAUCCAAGCAAUGAGUGAAAUGUACAAUCGAACAAUCGAAGUUUACUGUUAUCAAAUAGAACCUAUAAAUAUAUUCAGCUCUCCAAGACUCAUAAAUUCCUAUGAACCCAUCAGAUUAUCAUAUCAUCGAAUGUGUCAUUACAAUUCAAUUAGUAAUCCCAACAAACCAUCGGUUGGAGUUGGGUUAGGCCUUCCCAAUUAUCAUCCUAUAGAUGUCGACAGACGGCGUUUCAAUGAAGCAAUAAGAGCUAGUGAAGAGUUGCUCAUAGAGCAGACCAUGCUGGAGGAUAAAAUCCUAGCAACGGAUUGGGAAGCCACAAAUGAGGCAAUCGAGGAACAGGUGGCUAGAGAAUCUUACAUACAAUAUUUUCGUGACAAUGAAAGACGUUUGAAAGCUCAGGGAAAUAAUCUAGCUAGUGGAAGUAGUUCAACUAUUACAUCUUCUAUGAUUUCAACAAUUUCAACGCCCAGGCCCUCCAGACGUGGUUCAGCAUCACCUAAAGGUGGUCAGUCACCUAAAGGAGGAAGUUCACCCAAAAAUUCUUACAGCCCUCAUGCGAGCCCUAGAAAUGCAUUACAAUCAAACAAUCAUCCACUUGUAGAGAAUAAUGUAGAUCAUUUAUCUCCACCUUAUGUGCCCACUGAAGAGGAAGCUUCUUUUGCUAAAAGAGUGUUCAACUCUCCCCGACGCAUGGAAACAAGUAGUGAAUUUAGUAUUGGGGAUUACUUAGGAGAUAAUGAAAUCAAAAAAUUUUGCGAUUUACAGCAAGCAGGACCAUCAAGUCUUGUAGAUAAUGGUUUUGAAGACUAUGAUCAGGAAAUAAUGGCUCGAGUAAUGGCAGAAUCACAAAAAACGUAUCUUGAUGAAUUGAAGAACAAAUCAAAGAAGAGGUAUGGAUCUCCAGGACCUUCAACUUCAUCAUAGCUCAUUCCUCUAUUAAAAUGAUACGGUUACUACUUAAUAUAUAAUGUUUUCUAACACUUAAUGACAUAGAUUUAUGUACUUCUCCUUGCCCACUUAAUAAUUUCGCAAGUAGGAAUUCAUAUUUAAUAAUAAUUAGAUUUUUCUAGAACUAAGUUUUAAGUUGGUCCGAUUCUACUUCAUAUUGAAAUUUGUUAUUUACGUACAUGUUGUGAUAUUAUAAUUUUGUAUGAUGAUUUUGAUCAUAGUAAUGAUGAUUUAUUCAAUUCAAGAAAUUGAGCCUUGUUUUAGUUUUAACUUUAUAUUUUGUUAUGAAGUUGGACUUUUAAAUAUACUCUUAAUAAACAUAAUUAUAAGUGAAA
Coccinella septempunctata (seven-spotted ladybird) is the source of this 2197-nucleotide messenger RNA. RefSeq names its product OTU domain-containing protein 5-B (gene Duba). The record is from RefSeq and is a predicted model, not a curated record. Gene Ontology annotation, biological process: protein deubiquitination. Gene Ontology annotation, molecular function: cysteine-type deubiquitinase activity; K63-linked deubiquitinase activity. Lineage: Eukaryota; Metazoa; Arthropoda; Insecta; Coleoptera; Coccinellidae. The transcript has 9 exons. Bases 156 to 1838 code for a protein of 560 amino acids.